AUGUUCUUGGGAUCGUUGACUGCUGCAAAUGCACUUCUCUUUACUGAGCCUUGUUCAUUCAACUCGUUAAUUCGUGAAGUGGUUAUUCUCCUUCACUCCACAUUCCGCAACACUAGCCUAGGGGUGAAGACGUUGACUCGUACUCAUCUCUUCGUUGAUGCCAGUCUUGCCGUCACGGUAAGGGUUGCAUUGUGCCCUCUGCCCGAAGGCUCUUUUCUGGCCUUACCUUUCGAAGACUUCCUCCUCGGAUCUCCCGGUCUCCUUUUCCCAGCAUUCGAACUAUUGCUUCACGCUGAUCCAUUCAUUAAUCGUUACAACUCUUCCGUCGUUCAUUCUUCCAAUACACUAAUACCACGACUGUCACUCUCUUAA
Messenger RNA from Penicillium expansum, 372 nucleotides. RefSeq lists its product as uncharacterized. The transcript has 5 exons. Lineage: Eukaryota; Fungi; Ascomycota; Eurotiomycetes; Eurotiales; Aspergillaceae. The record is from RefSeq and is a predicted model, not a curated record. The coding region runs from base 1 to 372 and encodes 123 amino acids.